Molecule: messenger RNA, 1198 nt
Organism: Ilex paraguariensis (yerba mate)
Lineage: Eukaryota; Viridiplantae; Streptophyta; Magnoliopsida; Aquifoliales; Aquifoliaceae
Source: the annotation of a GenBank genome assembly
AUGGUGGUGGCAAGUACAGACCCAAUUCGAAGUGCAAAAAUCCGGGCCAUUGACCUUCCCAUCGUUGACCUCCUGGCGGAAAGAACAGAGGUGUCAAAGUUUCUUGUAAAAGCUUGUGAAGAGUUCGGUUUCUUCAAGGUUAUCAAUCAUGGUGUCCCCAAGGAUAUUAUAACACAAAUGGAAGAUGAAUGUUUUGAGUUUUUUUCAAAGCCAGUCUCUGAAAAACAGCGAGCCGGGCCGCCUAAUCCGUAUGGUUAUGGCAGUAAGAACAUCGGCUUUAAUGGAGAUGUUGGAGAGGUUGAAUAUCUUCUUCUUGAUAUCAACCCUCUCUCCAUUUUUCAGGGAUCCAACACUAUCUCCAAUGACCCCUCAAAAUUCAGCAAUGCGCUGAGUGGUUAUGUAGAAGCAGUUAGGGGACUGGCAUGUGAAAUUUUGGAUCUGAUGGCAGAAGGGUUGUGGGUCCUAGACACCUCAGUGUUCAGCAGGUUCAUCAGGGACGUUGAUAGUGACUCACUCCUCAGGCUCAAUUACUAUGCACCUCUCAAGGAUAGGGACACGUCACCAUCCUCAUUCCAUCAUCUUCAACAUCAACAUCACCCUCUUCCUCCUCUUUGUUAUCAUCAUCAUCAUCCUCACAACAAUAAGAUUGGGUUUGGAGAGCAUUCUGACCCUCAGAUCUUGACCAUCUUGAGAUCCAACGAUGUGGGUGGCCUUCAAAUCUCCGUUGAUGAUGGAGAGUGGGUCCCUGUCUCUCCUGACCCUACUGCCUUCUGUGUAAAUGUGGGUGACGUGUUACAGGCCAUGACAAAUGGAAGGUUUCUUAGUGUGAGGCACAGAGCCAUGGUGAACUCAAACAAAUGUAGAAUGUCAAUGGCCUACUUCGGGGCUCCACCUCUCCAUGCGAGUAUUACAUGUCCGCCAGAGUUGAUCGCACCCACUAGGCCUCAACGUUACAGACCUUUCACUUGGGCUGAGUACAAGAAAGCUAUGUAUUCCCUCCGGCUUGGAGAUAGCCGCCUUAACCUGUUCAGGUUGCAUUCAGAUAAUGAAAGUAGAGAAUAGUACUGUGUACCAGUCAGCAAUCUUAAGAGUAAAAUCAUGAAAAAUCAAAGGCUAAUUUUGUGGUUCCAAAGGGAAAUUUUGCUUGUAAUCCAUUCCCACAGUUUUUGCUUGACUCCCGAUUAAGGUUUUAGCAGGG